ACCGUGAUAUUUCUGACCUGUUCUUCGAAGCUGUUUUUUGUUUACAAACUUUUUUUAUUAAAAAUUUGAAAAUUAAAGUUAAACUGUGAUUUUAUGGGGGUUUUUUGGGUGCAAUAAUAGUUUUUAUUUUCAUUAACUAAACAAUGUCAGCUGAAGGAUUCCGUCAGGAAAUGCCUCCUAAGGGAGGAUUUGCUGGAGUACAGUGGCAGCGUAUUCCUUUAAAAAAACCAUGGAGUGGUCUUAAAUUAUUUACUGUCUGGGCCGUUGUUACAGCUGCAUCUUAUAAAGUAUAUUUUGAAAAUAUCCGAUUGAGAAGGCGAUUGAGGCGAGAAAAUGAAGAAUUGACUGUUGCUAUAGAACCUCUUCUAAUUGCUGAGCGAGAUAGAAUGUAUUUGGACCAGCUUCGUAAGAACAGGGAAGACGAAAAAGAAUUAAUGAAAAAUGUACCUGAUUGGGAAGUAGGCACAUUAUAUGGAGAUCGUGUUUUCAAAACUGUUGGUGACAACAUUAUAGAUCCUUGUUCAGUAGAGUAUUAUGCUCAUGCCCAACCAUAUGCACGUGCUUAUAUGCACACUUAUGAUUUCUGGAUGUAAAAUUUGCUUUAGGUUACAUAUAAGAAAUUUUGUAGCUAGAUGAAUAUCUAUUUAACUAAUAAAUGCAAGUGGUUUCAAAUUUUGA
Messenger RNA from Argiope bruennichi, 678 nucleotides. RefSeq names its product NADH dehydrogenase [ubiquinone] 1 alpha subcomplex subunit 13-like (gene ND-B16.6). The transcript has 4 exons. NCBI's taxonomy places the organism in Eukaryota, Metazoa, Arthropoda, Arachnida, Araneae, Araneidae. The coding region runs from base 144 to 593 and encodes 149 amino acids. The record is from RefSeq and is a predicted model, not a curated record.